Messenger RNA from Acipenser ruthenus (sterlet), 6419 nucleotides. RefSeq names its product photoreceptor cilium actin regulator-like. The coding region runs from base 362 to 3901 and encodes 1179 amino acids. The record is from RefSeq and is a predicted model, not a curated record. The transcript is spliced from 2 exons. Lineage: Eukaryota; Metazoa; Chordata; Actinopteri; Acipenseriformes; Acipenseridae.
AGCAAGGAAGAAAAGCCUCUUUAAUCCUGUGAGGCAGCAAGAUCCCUUCAAGCUAGGACAUUGUGUGGAGGAGCUGCAGGAAAACAGAAAGCUAUGCUGAACUGACAUUACUAAAAACAACACGGAAAUUUGUUGUACGAAUUGUACCACUAGAGCUAGAAGUGGAGGGAGGUCAGCUGGAAGUUCUGAGAAAAAAAUCAGACAAAGGACUUUCAGGCUCAAGGACUUUGUGCUGUGGGGACAUACGCAUCUGAAAAUGACAAGCACUUCAGGUGGAUAAGUACCUUACGUCUCUCUCUAUUAUUGCUAUGUGACUGUGGAGGUUUUUCAGGUUCCAUAAGUACUAACAGAGGGAAACGAGAUGGGUUGCACUCCGUCUCAGAGCAGUUUAAUACAGAACUUCUCUAAGAGUGGACCAGGGUCAUUCAGAAAAGGCAGAACCCUGAGACCUCAGCUUGAGAGGAUCGAGAGCCCGGUAGAGACUCAAUCUGAGGAUGGAGGGGGCACAACCAGCCCUUGUGAAACGGACGGGGAGGCCUGGGACAGAGGAGGGGGAACCCCAAACCCUCCCAGACAACGUCGACCCAUCCUCCCAGAAACAGCCUCCCUGAAGCCAGAGAGGAAGUCUUCCCUGCCAGAGGCAGCCAAUUCAGAGUCUAUCUGUCCACAGAAGAUUGGAAUGCAGGAAAUCCAGAUUGACAUAGCUCAGGUGGACAACGAGAAGAAGGAGGGCAUGGAGCAGCAGGAAGAGAAGCUAACAAAAAAGGGAGGGCAGAGAAAACAGAGAAAAGGGAAGACUGGAAAGCAGGGCAAACGGAUAAAAGAGAGGAGAGCCUCCCAGGAGCAGAAAGUGGACUUCCCAGAGCUCCUGGUCAAGGCACACCAGUCGGCCUAUGCUUAUCUGAACCCCAGCAUCUCAAGAUACGAGGCCCUGAUGGGACUGCUUGACCAGGCAACCCAGACCCAGAUCCAGCUGCAGCAAAUGGUCAGCUUUCUGGCUCUGCGCUACGAGGAGGUGAACAAAGCACUGGAGGAAAUCGCCAGUGAUGGAGAAAAGCUGCUGAAAGAAUCUGGGGAACACCUGGCAUGGUCUUUAGGGAAAGGUGGUGCCCUGAGGACAGAGCCCCCUCCAGAUCUGCUCCAACAGCUGUUGCAGUACUCCGUUCAGAAGAUGCAGUUGGUGGGUGGGGCAGUGGGUGGGGUUACGGACUCCGCCCUUGAGGAGGCAGUUGACUAUUUUGGUGCCGCCUCUGAUUUGAUGGCAGAGAAGUUAAAGGUGAAGCGCGGGCUGGAUGGCAGGCUGGCCAGGGUCCUUGGGCGGAUCGAAGCAGCCGCUGUAAGAAAACCAGGGCCCGAGGACAUGACUCUGUACUCUGAAGACAGUGGACUUGGAGGGGAGAGCGAAUCCCUGGCGGGCUCUGAGAGACACCAGCAAUGCAGAGAAAUCUGUGAUUCCGCUAGUGUUGAAAACAAUAAAGCAUCAGCCUCCCUUCCUCCCCCUGCUGUGCCAAGUGAUGCAGAGGCUUCCAAAGCACCUAAAGACAUUAAAAUGUGUGCCAGCUUUUCCCUGAAUUCUUUAGACUCUAACUGCAGCACUUUGGUAGCAUCCCUCGAUGAGGAGGAUGAUGAUGAUUUAGAGGAUUUGGAAGAUGAGGAUGACUUAAAGAAGCAAGGCACUAAUUCCUCUCCUGUAGACCCUUGCACCCUUAUCAGGCUGGCCCCAAAGAGGAUAGAGAACCCUGAGAAUGAAGAGAUGAGCCUGAAAAUGAAGGAUGCCAUCAGCGGCCGAAUACGAUUCGUCCCUGGCAAGCGUAAUGACAACUGCAGCAAUGGCAGUGCAGGAAGCAGUGCCCCUCAGUGGCCAGAGGAAGAAGAACGCAAAGGGAAAAGGCCACAGACUGCCGCAGCAGUUAAUAGAGGGGAGAAGAAGGUAGGGGCAGCCAAGAAGAGGCGCUCAAGGUCAGCUGAGUCUCUCCGCAGCCAAGGAGAGGACCCCACCCUUCUGGAGCUCCAAAGAACUCAGAAGGACCUGAACCGCAGACUGGAGAAGAUGUUAGAGGGAAAAACAGCAAAUGACAAGUCUGCCAAGUCCAAGCUGGGUGGGGAUCAGCCUUUGGUCAGUGCAUCAUCUAACAACCGCCUUCGCUCUUCUCUGGACAAAAACUUCAGCAUCCUACCAAGCCAGGACAGGCCAGUCCUGCAGAAAAGCGGAUCUGGGGAGCAUGGGGAGGAGAAGAAGAAACAGAAGAGAGGGGGAAGGGGGCCACUAAAAGCAACCCCGCCAAAUACCCCUCUGCCAAAAAAUGAGAGACAAUCUGUAAAGAGGUUGAUCGACACUUUCAGUCAAGUUGAAGAGAACAUUAAUAACAGGGACCCUCUGAAGCCUCUGGCUCCCCUCAAGGGGGUACGGAAAUGUGGGGUCCCCAUUCUUCCCUCCAUGGGCUACUGGGGACUGGCCCCCAUUAAUAGUAGAGUAGAUGUAGGGGAUUUAGAGGCUGAAGAAGAGGGUACCAAACCAGGGGACAUUGACUUAGACAGCCUUCCACCACCCCCUCCUGAGGUCUUGAUGGACAACUCUUUCCAGAUCACUGAUGGACCUCCAGCACCCAGCGAUACUUUCACCCCCUCUACGAACAUCAGUGGCACCAGAGGAAGGUCCUCAAAUCCCCAAAGAACGUCUGUAUCCCAGAGGCUGAAGGCCUCUCUGAAUGCUGUCAAUGUGCUCCCCAGCAAAGGGAGUUUGCGGAGAGGUUCGGUUAGUGUCUCCCCCCAAAGGCCUGGCAGGCAGAACGCGGCUUCCAGGAGCAGCUCUGUGGAGUCCCAGCCUGAGAUCGAACCUGACCCUGAAAAAGAGGAGGCAGCCAGCCUCUACAGGCAGGCAAGAAAGAUCAUCCACCUGCAGCACUCAACUGAGUCCCCGUCAGAUGUUUCAUUACAUCAUGGAUCCUCAACUGAAAAGGGGCAAACAAGGACGGACUCCAACAUCUCCACCAGGAAAGCUUGCCCAUCUCUUGGAGCCACUGAGGCCCUCCCCGGCCCUCCAUCCCUGCCUCCAAGACCCCCCAGCCCUCCAGCUCCUUCAAGAACAGCCCCUCCAACUCCCCCACCCCUUUCUGGCACUCGCAAGCUGCCCACAACCCCUUCAAGCCACCCCACCCAGCACAGGAGACUGCCCAGUCCCCCUAUACAGCGACGGCAGCCCUCCACACCUUUAUCAAGCCCUCCAACAACCCAGAAACAACCCAGCCCACCCACGCAAAGGAAGCUUCCUAGCCCCCCUUCCCUUCGGAGGCAAUCAGAUCCAGCCAGCCAGGGUAGCUGCCAGGGCAAAAUCGCAAGCCCUCCUGCCUACAGAAGGGACUUCAGCCCGUCUUCAUAUUGCAAAACACCGUCCCCUCCCUCCUCUCCACGAGCCGCCCACAACCGUCCCCCACAAGCCCGGAACAGCAAUGAUCUGGGGGACAAGCAGCCUCCCUCUGCUCAUUACCUUGGUAACGUCCAAUCCAUCUUCUGUCCUGCCUCCUCCUCCCUCUUUGAGGCCCAGCCCCCUGUACCCCAGUUCUAUCCCCCACCCAGCAGCUGUAUUCUGCCUCGGCCCUGGGGAGAGCAGGCUGCCCGCAGCAGUGCCACGCUAAGCGCAGUCAGACAGAGCCCCCAACCCUUCGUCCGACGGAGCUACUCAGACCGCCGGCCUGGCAUCAGGCUCAGACUGCCCUUCUCCCCUGUCAGCUCCUCCAGCUCUGGGAGUGAGCCAGCUAUCUGCAGCCAGGGGCCAGUGGAGGGUCUAGGCAAGGAGGAGGAGCCAUGGAACAGCCAGCACCUAUCAGAGCUCAGAUCAGGCACUCGCUCUGCCUCCCACCCCGAGCUGUGCAUCGUGGGCCAGUCUCUGCAGAAGGAUUAAGCAAAUCAGCAGUUGAGGAUUAGGUUUUUUUUCAAGGAGAAAGAAGCUCACUAAUUGAUGCCAAAGCCUAUUUCAUAAUUACGCUUCUUAACUCUCAAGAAAUACCAGUACCGGUGUGAUGGGAGGCUUUUUGCUUUUUUGUGCUUGUUUCUGUGUUCCUGCACUAGGCCUAAUACAAUAUUUGGAUUUUAAUACCUUUGAUGAACGGCAGGAUUGGGUUGUCACCCGUUUAAAAAAAAAAAAAAAAAAUUACAUUUUUUAUUUAUUGUUCAAAAUAACUUAUACAGUAAAAUCUGCUAAAAGUACAAUUCUGUAUCAAUUUUAUACAAGCUUAAAGUUUACCUAAAAGAGAACGCUGGCACUGAUCUCAAUAGACACUGUGUUUGAUAUUAAUUUGUAGCUGACGGCUGCUCAACUCAGAAUUUAAAACCUGUGUUCUGAGUCGUGUUAUUAAUAUUAAACGUAAUUCCAUCUACAUUUCUUAAUUAUAUUCAUUACCUGUUUAAUAUCCACAGUCAGAUGUGUUAUCUGUUGUUAUCUAUGCUUACAAACUAAUUUACCAGGUUUACUAACUAAUGUCAAAUUACAACCUCUGGGGUCUGACUGAAAAGUUGUAUUCCUGAACUGAGGUGGUGUUUCCUAGGCUGUGCAGCCAAGAUUUUACAUUCCCUAACUGAAAGUUACCACAGUUGCAUUUAGGAGCCAGACCUCGUCGUUGAUAAAUAACAUUAUGGCGUUGGGUUCGCGUCCCGGUCGCCGGUCUGGUCUUUGAUGGGAAUUCCGGAGUGUGUGUCUCAUUGGCUCUGGUGGUCCCCCAGGGACAUUUGUUAGUAAGCCUGAUAAAAACCGCGCCAGAGAGAAUGACAGAGAACACAUAUAAAACAACACUAAACAGAUAGAAAAUUGCAAUAUCCUCUUACAACCUCACUGGGUUUCAUACCCCUCUGAACUAUUGAUAACUAAGACCCAAAGAAAUCAACAGCAAUAGAAAAUAUAUGAAUGGUUAUAAAAACACAUGGAAAUCAAUGAACGUUACAAUGUACACGGGGUCGCAGGAGGAUACAGCUAAAACAAGGUAUCUCUUUAAUGCCAUAUACACGACACCCUGACACCAUGGAGGUAACGAGCUAUGAGGACACCGAGGUCGUGACCUCAGCUGUUUUCAUCAUAAAUGCUGAUGCUCAUGUAAAAAUUCUGGUAAAGUACAAAAGACUCCUUAAUUUUCUCUGUUGGUUUGCCAUGUAACAUAGAUUUGGAGGUUGAAUAGUGGACACCAAGCAGUCAUAUAAAUACUGCAGCUAUAGCUUGAAACCUAAGUGUGACCUCGGUAUAGUGUCAGCUCUGGUUAUGAUACCUGCUAGUGAUACCAAGGAAGGUUCAUUUCUAACAAAUACUGACACACAACAUAUUGGUGAUAAUCACCUCUCGAGGCAUUUAACACUUACCCCUAAAGUCGAUCAUUUUUAUGCUUGUAAAGGGGAGGGUCUCUCCUGUAGGGGGCAGUCAACCGUUUUUUCAGGAACUGUUGGAGGGGAAGGGUGCACUGAGGGAAUCUGAACCCGUGAUGCUGUCUGCCGUUGGCUACCUUAUCCAGUGUUCCAAUGCAAUAGGCUGGUUUUGUGGUUCGUCAUUUACGCGUUACUUUUGCAUUUAAACGUUUACACGCGCUGUCAGUAUGUAGUUGGACAUCGUUGCACCGAUGAAGGCAUUAUCUGAAACGUCUGUCUACUUAACUUGAAUUAUUUAGAACACUGCUAUAAACUAAGACACCCCAGGAUUACAUUAAUUAUGGCGCUGCGGCGCUCACAGUAGCUUUUAGAAAAGUACCAAAUCUAAACACUGUGGUAACUGUAUAUUUAAUACCAGCAAUGCAGACAGUAGCCUUAAAUUUUAGUCAUCUUUCUUACAGUGCUGUUUUGAACACAAUGUUUUUGUCGAUGCCUUCAGUCAUCAUCAGUUUCUGGGUUUGAUUCCUCCACGAAAAGACAAUGUAAGACCUUAUAUCUAAACACUGUAUACAAAAUGAAACUAAACUUUAAAAACCACAGGUCUAUUCCAUUGAUCGAAAUGCACACGGUUUUAUAGAUCCUAUGAUUUAUAUAGUCACCAGUUAGAUCAAUCAACAAAAGCAAUCUCUCUCCGUACAUUGUGUAUAAUUUGCACAUUUGUCAUUUCGAGCUGUUCUUUUUUCUUGUUAUCCAUGUUAGAAUCUGUACCUGAUGUAAAUGUGUCUCUUAUUAUUUGUGUAGGAACUGUAUGUGUCUGCUUGUUUUGUACCUGUGUACUAAAGUCACAACAUGAUGGCCAAAUCUCUUUGACCUGACAUCAAAUAGAUUCAGUGUCAAAGCUUUUUUUUUUUUUUUUUUAUUGUAUUGUAUUUAUAUUAUAUAACACACUUUUUAAAGGAGAUUUUUAAGGACUGAAUUUUCCACAUUUACUUAUAAGGCUGUGUUGAAAAUGUAGAUUAAAAGCAGUUGUAAUUACUGAAAGUGAAAAAAAGUUUAACCUUUUGACCUGC